Closterium sp. Naga37s-1 is the source of this 1842-nucleotide messenger RNA. NCBI's taxonomy places the organism in Eukaryota, Viridiplantae, Streptophyta, Zygnematophyceae, Desmidiales, Closteriaceae. The record is from the annotation of a GenBank genome assembly.
AUGCGUUCUUAUGUUAAGGUUGGUCUAAGUGAGCUCCCGUUUAUCUGUCUUUUCGUGGUGCUGAAACCCGUUGUUCUUGACCUGGAGGGGCCAGUUGACCAGCUCAGCAUCAUCCACGUGGCAGGCACCAAAGGCAAGGGGUCCACGUGCGCCAUGGCGGAGAGCAUGCUGAGGGCCAGCGGACACACCACAGGGCUCUUCACCUCGCCACACCUCGUGGACGUCCGGGAGCGCUUCCGCCUCAACGGGGAGAUGGUGUCAGUUGGGACCUUCCUGCAGCAUUUCUGGUGGUGCUACGACCGAUGUAAGGCAGCAGCGUCGUCCCCCUCCUCCCCCAUCCCCAUGCCGGCCUACUUCCGCUUCCUCACUCUGCUUGCGCUGCGCAUCUUCACUCACACCCAGGUUGACGUGGCAAUUCUCGAGGUGGGGGUUGGAGGGAGAUAUGACGGCACGAACAUUGUCAAGUGCCCAGCGGUGUGUGGCGUGUCCUCACUGGGCUUCGACCACAUGGAGGUGCUGGGAAACACUCUCGCUCUGAUAGCGGACCAGAAGGCUGGGAUAUUCAAGGCAGGAGUGCCGGCAGUGACGGCGCCACAGGAGGAGGAGGCAAUGGAGGUGCUCCGGCAGCGAGCAGCGGAGCUGCAGAUUCCUCUGGAGGUCGCCAGGCCGUGGCACGAGGUGGCGCCAGGUGUCCGCGUGGGAUUGGCUGGCAAGCACCAGGAGAUCAACGCCUCACUGGCCGUUUCUCUGUGCCGCCAGUGGGCCAUCGGCAGUGGCAGGACAGAGGAGGCACGUGCAAUUGAUGAGGCCCUGGCCAGUAAGACACUGCCACCUGCCUACAUCACAGGGCUAGGGAGUGUUUCCUGGCUGGGCAGGUGCGAAAUUUUGCAGGACUGCACAACCGCGCCUGGGCAGGAUGGAGGUGCAGGCGGGCAGCUGACGUUUUUCUUAGACGGUGCCCAUACAGUGGAAAGCAUGGAGGUGUGCGGGGAGUGGUUCUGCGAUGCCACUCAAAGUGGAACAGGGUGUGCAGGGGCAGAUGAACGGGCAGAUGAAGGGGCAGAUGAAGGGGCAGAAGAGUUGACAGCAGCAGGGGUGCAAGAGUCAAGUCAAGUGGAAGGCAAGACACCUGUGCGGGUACUGCUCUUCAACUGCAUGACUAAGAGAGACCCUCGCACACUCGUGGCACAGCUGCUCGACACGCUUGAGCGUAGAGGCCUGACCAUUCAAGUUGCCCUCUUCGCCCCGUCCCUCUCCUCCUACAGCACUCUCCUCCCCCCUCCCUCCACCUCCUCUCCCUCUCAUCUUACCUCGAGAGAGCGGUCUCUUGGUGCUGCGUCGCUGGGCGCUGCUUCGCGCGCUGCGUCACUCGGAGGGGCGUCGCUCGGUGGUGCGUCACUCGGCGGUGCGUCGCUCGGUGGUGCGUCGCUCGGUGGUGCGUCGCUCGGCGGUGCGUCGCUCGGCGGUGCGUCGCUCGGCGGUGCGUCGCUCGGCGGUGCGUCGCUCGGUGGUGCGUCGCUCGGCGGUGCGUCACUCGGUGGUGCGUCGCUCGGCGGUGCGUCGCUCGGUGGUGCGUCGCUCGGCGGUGCGUCGCUCGGUGGUGCGUCGCUCGGCGGUGCGUCGCUCGGCGGUGCGUCGCUCGGUGGUGCGUCGCUCGGCGGUGCGUCGCUCGGCGGUGCGUCGCUCGGUGGUGCGUCGCUCGGCGGUGCGUCGCUCGGCGGUGCGUCGCUCGGCGGUGCGUCGCUCGGAGCCGAGGAAGCAAAGAUGAUUGCAGAGGGGCCGGACAGCUUCACAGGCACGUUCCCUGUGCCCUCCGCCCGAGAGAAACUGCAGUUGAAAUAA